Oppiella nova is the source of this 1678-nucleotide messenger RNA. The record is from the annotation of a GenBank genome assembly. NCBI's taxonomy places the organism in Eukaryota, Metazoa, Arthropoda, Arachnida, Sarcoptiformes, Oppiidae.
AUGGCGUUAGAGUCGCUCGAGUUUUGUCGCCAUUUUCGCCACCAUUUGAGAGGCGUUUCAGAGAUAGAGAUGCCUUUCGAGCAGAGAGUGAUCGCUCCGAUAGGUGUCGGCCGAAGAUGCGUCCCAAUGGACUCCGCGGGCAAUCUGGCCAUCAAUAUCCCCAACGAGUUGGAGUGCGUGACGAACGGCACGCUCGCCAAUAUCAUCCGCCAGUUGUCGUCGUUGUCGCGCUUCGCCGAAGACCUCUUCGGCUCUAUUCUCAGCGAAGCGUCAGUUCUUAUGGUCCGCUCGACGGCUCUGCAGACGCGCAUCGACCGCCUCUCGCAUAAAGUCGUGUCUCUGGACUCGUCUGUGGAGGAAGUGUCGCUCCAAGACAUUCAUUUGCGGAAAGCCUUCAAAAGCGGCGCUCAAUUCGAUCAGCAGGUCGUGUCGCGCGACUCCAUUCCCGACGCCAUUCAGCGCGUGUACGCCAAGUGCGACCGCCCGCCGGCCCUCAACAAACUGAACCAAUACCGCGACGACGGCAAAGACGGCCUCAAGUUCUACACGGAUCCGAACUACUUCUUCGAGUUGUGGCGCCAGGAAAUGCUCGCCGACACCGAGAAGGCCCUCGCGGGCCGCAAAGUGCCCAAAGCCAAGCUCCAGGAGCACAAGAAGGCGCGCAAAGUGCGACAGCCAAUGAACACUCGCGAACGCUAUCGGCAAAUGAUGGCCAAUCAGGGAGAGUUCAUCAUCGACCAGAAGAAUGGACUCAAUCUCGUCUAUUUGGACACAAAUGGCCAACACUUCGACCCUCAAGACGUCAAUAGACCGCAGAGUCUCGAACUUCCCCACAAUUUCUACAUCGAGAACAACCACAUGAUUGACGGUCAGAGACACUUCCAGAACGCGCUUCCGGCGCAACAAAUGCAGGCGGCGCCGCCCCCGCCGCCCCUCAACCACAACCAGUACCACAAUCUCCAACAACAACAACAACAGUACGAACACGACGUCCAAGCGAUGAAUCAAUACAACGCUUCCGCGCAUCACAUCUACGGCGCCGGAACGCGUCGACAGGUGUCGUCGGCGUCGCGCCCCUCGCAACCGCCUCCCGCGCCGCCUUCAGGACCGCCGACUCCGCAGCACUCGGCGCCCGAAGCGACCACUCCUUCGCGAUCGCGCGCCAGAGAAACUCUUCCGCCGCCACCGCCGCCGCCGCAAGAGAUGAACGGACGCCAAGAGGUGGACGAGAGGGCGGAACCGCCGCCGCCUCCUCCGCCGCCGCCCACCGGCUAUACGGCCGUCGUCCCGGACGACACACAACAACAACAGAGACGACAACAGCCGACGGUUUCGGACCUGAAGUCCAUUCAACUGAAGAAGACGUCAGCGCACGCGCAACAGCCGCGACCGACGGACGCGCGCUCCGACCUGUUGGCCGCCAUUCGGGAGGGCAUAAAACUGAAGCGCGUGGAGGACUGCAAACAGCGCGAAGUGGAGAAGUCGACGCCUCUGCACGACGUGGCAUCCAUUUUGGCGCGAAGAGUGGCCAUAGAGUUGUCGGACUCGGAAGGAGGCGCCGAAGACGACGACGACAGCGACGCCUGGGACGACGAGAGCGAGUGUUAGAGUCAUGUGAUCGCAAAUAUAGUCUUUUGUUUAUUGUUUUGUAAAUAAACUCAAUUUCCGCCGUAAAAGA